AUGACACAGACAGACUCUCCAUUACAAUGGUUAUAUUUUGCACAACAAGAAAAAUUUCCAUUUGAAUUACCUAUGUGUGAAAGUUGUUAUCAUAAUAAAAGUAAUGAGAUGGAUAGAGAAGAAGCAAAUUAUACAUGCAGUUAUUGUGAAAUAUUAAAAAUGUUUGAUGACUUACAAGAAUUAAAAGGUUUAGAAGAAGACAUAAAACAAGAAGAAUUAAAAGUGCAAGAACUAGAAAAAUCAAUUUCAAGUUUAGAAAAAGAACAAACACAAUUAAAAGAAGAUAAAGAAUUUAUAGUUUCAUUACAAGAUUCUUUCAAAGAGAAAUAUAAAGAACACGCACAAUUAUUAGCAGAAAUAAUUCGACUAUCAAAUAAUUCAAGUGAUAGGUUUAGCAGAAUUGAUAUUCAAAAAGAAAAAGAAGAGUCAAAACAAUAUGAAGAAAAUGUAUGGAAUAAAAUACAUCGUAUUGAAUGGACUGAAAAUGGAAUAUUAUUUAAUUCUAUUAAUGUUGUUUCUGAUUAUCAACAUAAAAAAUAUAAAAAUGUAUCAAUUUGUUUUUCAUUGAUUAUUAAAGAGUGUUUACUUAUUAGACAAAUGUUACGAACUCAAUUAACAAAAUGUUCUAUUAUAACAGCGUAUUCUCAAUUUUCAAUGACUAGAUUAAAUUUAAGUUAUUUAGAUUUUAAUCAAAAGUCUAUAAAAAGGACUAAAUCUUUCACUUAUUCUUUACAAAAACUUUCAUUGGUUGUUGAAGAAUUAAUUACUAUUGUUUCUAUUCAGUUUAAUAAAUAUAAACCACUUUAUAAAAUUAGUAAUUUUACUGCUAAUGGUUUAUCAUUAGCCCCAUCAACAUCUCAUUGGAACGACGCAAUAAAAUAUUUUCUUUCCGAAUUUAAACAUUUAAGAGAAUUUGUUCUUAAAAUUGUAAAUUAA
Messenger RNA from Entamoeba nuttalli P19, 936 nucleotides. RefSeq lists its product as hypothetical. NCBI's taxonomy places the organism in Eukaryota, Evosea, Mastigamoebida, Endamoebidae. The coding region runs from base 1 to 936 and encodes 311 amino acids. The record is from RefSeq and is a predicted model, not a curated record. The transcript is spliced from 2 exons.